Molecule: messenger RNA, 4083 nt
Organism: Diorhabda carinulata
Lineage: Eukaryota; Metazoa; Arthropoda; Insecta; Coleoptera; Chrysomelidae
Product: M-phase inducer phosphatase-like
Exons: 3
Coding region: 202-1533 (443 amino acids)
Biological process (GO): positive regulation of G2/M transition of mitotic cell cycle; G2/M transition of mitotic cell cycle; positive regulation of G2/MI transition of meiotic cell cycle
Cellular component (GO): nucleus; cytoplasm
Molecular function (GO): protein tyrosine phosphatase activity
Source: RefSeq, a predicted model, not a curated record
AGUAGUUCCGUUGCCUCGUUCGCAGAGUGUAGUAGUCAGUAAGUGUUUGAACUCGCGAGAGUACGUUAAUUCGUAGAGCUCAAGGACGCUAUAAGUCUUUGUACUAAGUUUACUUUAGUUUUUGUUUUUGAGUUUCUGGAAUUGUGCUUUUUGGAUAUAUUUAUAUAUCUAUUUAUAUAUAUAUAUAUAUACAGACUCACAAUGUGGGAUUCUCCUAACAGUGGUAACUGUCGGACAUGCCAGUACAGCAGUACAUCAAAAAUGGCCUGUGAUUCAGUGGAAGGGCCUUAUCUAGAUAAAGAAAAUAUGCAGCCUUUCAACCACAUGAAAAACGAUGAGCUUUCUUUAUAUGAUAAUGGGAAUGUGGAACCUUAUCAUCCUUCAUCUCUGUCACGUUGCCGUCGGCCUCUCGAAGAACAUGACUCCAAUUCUCUGGAUUCUGGCUAUGGUGCCAGCUAUUAUGGUGAAAAAUUUUUGUCCUACGCCUCUCCAACAAGAACUACUACUGCAUCUUUUAGCUCAAUGUGUUCUAUGGAAGACGAAUUUUUGGAUUUUUCUGAUGUCGAACCCUUAGAAAAGCCGUCACUGCCCCAAGAUUUCAAGAAAUUGAUAUCAAAUCCUCUAGUACUCAAAACUAAGCCUCAAAAAAUUUGCUCUCCAAAAGAUACCAUAAUCAGACCAUUAUUUAGAAGAGCUUUAUCCUUGCAACCACAGAGUGAUAACACACCAAACAGCAGUAGAGUAAGAACUAGUCUGUUCAAAGGGGACCAGGAAAUGCGAUCUUUUAAAAGACCCGACCCUCCUAAUAAUACUACAGUCAUCGGGGUGAAAAGGUCUAGGAUAUUUGAUGAUGAUGAUGACAGCGAUGCUUCAGUUCCGAUGGCAAGACCAUCCCUUCAGCGAGCUUUCUCUGUCACAGAAGAAAGUAUAAUGUGUGCUGUACAGAGAUCUGCGGUCGAACCUGAUCUUAUCGGAGAUUUUAGUAGAAGCUUUAGUCUUCCUUUAACAACAAGUCGUCAUCAAGAUCUAAAAGCUAUUACUCCACAAACUUUGGCAGCUCUCAUUAGAGGAGAAUUUAGUAAUACAGUUACCUCCUAUAAAGUUAUUGAUUGUAGAUAUCCCUAUGAAUUUGAGGGAGGACACGUAACGGAAGCUAUUAACAUUUACACAAAAGCACAGUGUUUGGAACUUUUAGACUCAAGACCACCUGUGACUGAAAAUUCGAGGCAUAUUUUGGUGUUCCACUGCGAGUUCUCCAGUGAACGAGGCCCUAAUUUAUAUCGUUUCCUGCGUAAAGAGGAUCGCAAUAGAAAUGAAAUAAUGUACCCAUAUCUGCAUUAUCCAGAAAUAUAUCUCCUAGAAGGUGGAUACAAGAAAUUUUUUGAAGAGUUCUCCGAAAUGUGUACGCCAGUCGCUUACAAAGAAAUGUUGCACCCAGAUCACGAGGGAGAUCUUAGACAUUUUCGAUCAAAAUCGAAAACAUGGAACUGUGAUUCACGUCAGCGUCCAGGAAAAAAAAGACUAGGGAUGUAAAUAUUUCCAGGUUUAUUGCCAUAAAUUUUUAUAGUACAAAUAAUUUAAUGAUAUGUUUUUGGUUCCUAGUAACUUUUACCUAAAUAACAGAUCGUUAAGAAGUAAAGUGGAGUAUGUAUAAAGAAUAUUGUUAAUAUAUCUGUAUUUCCCACAACAUAUCGAUAAACUGGGUAUUAAUUAUAAUCAAAUAAAAAACAACACUCAUAUUCAAAUACUGUUACAUAAAUAAACCAUACAGCUAAAUUGCACAUUUAUUUUACUAGAAUUAUAAACAUUGUCAGAUAUUAAUUCUUGUGGACAAAAUCUAACUGUAUUACCAAUUUUGCUCAUAUAAGCUGUUCAUGUGAAUAUUCAUCCAUUAUUAAUUAUAUGCUACAAAAAUUUUAUUUAUAUGUAAAUGGUCGGUAGUAAAUACUAAGCUAUUCCAUCCUCAAUUAUGAAUUGUGGGCUGAAAGUUUAUUUUUUUGUACAAAAUAAAAAAAGCAUGACGUUUGUCAAGUCAAUUCUUCAGAUUUUCAGAAAAUACUCCAAACAAAUGUCACAUUCUAAAUGCCAUAUCUUUAUAUCUUUAACAGAUCUCAAUUUAUAGAUGAUAUUUUUGAUAUUUAGUUUUCUUUUUUCAAGUUAUAUCUAUUUAUUUAGCUUCAAAAUUUUGUGCACUUGUAGCUCUUGAAUAUGUUUGAAUCACUUCAAUUUCUGUAAUGGGAUGACUCUGGAUAUAUAUAUUUCAUUAUAUUGAUAAUGGAUACUGUAAUUUCUUCCACUUCAUUUUUUGACAAUUUCAAAAGUUUUGUGGAGACAAUAUUAAUAUGUGUUAUCACAGUUUCUUAAAUGAUAUACAAAAUAUUCACUAUUUUCAUAAAAUAUCCAAUAAUGUGUAUUCUACUUAAAAAAUCAAUUAAAAUAUAUAAUACAGAUUCUUGGGAAUUUUAUGACUAGAAUAAAGAGAAUCAUUAGUUCAUACAUAAUAGCAACUUCAAAAAUUGUUUCUGCUUACAAUAAUUUGUUUCAAAUCAGACAAAAUAAAUUUCUUAAAUAUAAUUUCAAUGCCUAUUCGUUAUUUCAGAAAUGCUUUAAAUUGAUGUGUUAUGUCUUUCACACUAGCUAAAUAUUUUCACAUACCGAGAAAUCACAUGAAUAUUGUUAUUAGUUACAAUGAAAGCAUUUUGGUUAUAUUCUUUGAAUUUCAUUGUAAAUGAUAUUUACCGACAUUACUAGUAAAUUUCUAAGAUUUAAAUUAAAUAUAAUACUCCCUUAGUUUCAUAUUUGUAUAAUAUAAAAAACAGGAAAUUCAAAUCUAAUAUUUAUAUUUCGACUGUCCACAUAAUAUAUUUAUUAUCAAAACAAACAUUUUUAACUCUGAAAACAGUUCUAUUUUCAUAAAAAAAGUUUUCUACAUUUUACCUUUAAAUUUUCAUAAAACAAUUAUUUCUAAUACUCAUCUUUGAUUCUUAAUAUCCCAUUUGUUCAUAAAACUUGUUUUAUUGAAUCUAUGAUUUUUUUCAAUUUUACAAUAAUACAACAAUCUUUUUGCCGAAAAUUAGACUGUCAUUGGGACAACUCAUUAGGCAAAUAAAAGUUACUAAAGAACUAAUAUACUUUUAUAUUAUGAUGCACCAUAUUGGCGCGUAAUUAUCUAAGACAUAGUCUUUUACUAUGUAUAUAUGUACAGAGAAUUUUUUUGUGAAAAUGAUCUUAAUCAUUUUAUUUGAUCUCAAAUUCGUAAGUGCCAAAAACAUCUUGAAUAUUGAUAGAGAAAUUAUUUUGUACUCUAACUGCCUAUUUUUUUUAUCUGCUAAGUAAUCUACAUUUUGUCAGAAAGUGAUUAUCUUUACCUAAGCGCUACUAAUAAUUUUGAAAAAUAUGCUCAAUAUGUCAAAUAUUGUUAUUGGAUUGUUUAUUCUUACUUAAAUUGAGAGAAUGUUUUAUUAAAAAUUUGCAGGUAGUAACUAUGUAAAUAUGCAAAUUACAGAAAAAUUUCUAUGUUAUAUCAAUGUUCAUAAUUGUGGAAUUGAAAAUUAAACAAUUGGAUAGCUACUGCACCAAAAUUGUUCAAUAAUUGAAUGUAUCCAUAUUCAUAGAGGCAAAAAUUGGGCAACUAGUCACAAUUAUGAACUUUGAUGUAACUUUAUAAACAGUAUUUUAAGCUUUGAUAAGGAUUAUUUUCACCAAGUAACUGCUUAGUUCUGUCAUUUAAUGCCAGAGAACUGAAAUGCAAUGUUACGUUAACCAAAGUAUCAUCAUUUUUUUUAAAUAUUUUGACUGGGCCCAGCCUAUUUAUUUAACGUGCAAUUUUUAAUGCAAUAAAAAUGUGAUGGUUAUUUGCACCAGGAGAUGCCCUGUUUGUAAUGACUUUGCAAAUAUAUUUAUUACAUGUUAAGAUAUCGAUUUAAUAUUAUUGUGUGCAUUUUUCAAUUUUUUUAAUUGAUUGCAAGUGUGUAUCAUAUUAUUCUUUUGUAAAUUAAAGUGAUUUGUCUUAUUGACAGACUGAAAUUUUCAUAGAAUUUGUAAUGUAAUGUGAUAAGUAAUAUAUAUUUUUUAAAUCAUUUA